This is a messenger RNA of Cryptococcus deneoformans JEC21, 488 nucleotides long. RefSeq lists its product as hypothetical. The record is from RefSeq and is a predicted model, not a curated record. NCBI's taxonomy places the organism in Eukaryota, Fungi, Basidiomycota, Tremellomycetes, Tremellales, Cryptococcaceae. The transcript has 5 exons. Gene Ontology annotation, molecular function: protein heterodimerization activity. Gene Ontology annotation, biological process: rRNA (guanine-N7)-methylation; peptidyl-glutamine methylation; tRNA methylation. Bases 45 to 419 code for a protein of 124 amino acids.
AGAAACUCGAGACGCUACCAUAUUCAACCAACUCAUCCGCCAACAUGGUCAGAUUAAUCACCCAUAACAUGCUUGCUUGCCACGUCAAGAACUGCACAAAGGACAACUUUCCCCUCGUCUUCUCAGAGGUAGAGCUCGUUGAACGACCGGCACCUAUCAAUCCGGAUUUCAUCAAGCGAUUCUUGCCCAAACUCGAUUGGAAGGCUUUGGUGGAUACUGCUCGGUCUCUCGGUGAUACUAGUCUCCCCGAUACCAUGCCUGAAAACUGGACAGAUGAGGAAAUACAAGCUUUACACCAUGUCCUUUUCGAGUUGCAUGUGGAGGAAGGAAUCAUGACAUGUCGAGGGUGUGGCCAUGCCUACCCUGUGGCUAACGGUAUCCCCAAUAUGUUGCUCGCUGAGCACGAGGUUGGCAGAUGAGCUGCGUGCAAGUUUUGCACAUUAGAUAGUUUGUUGUACAAUAACCAUGAUGCAUUUCUCUCUCUCUCU